UAUUGUUCACAUGACGUUGACUUUUUUAUUGACCAUUGACUUUGAAUGCGAGCCAUUCGAUUCCCUUGACUUUCAGUCUUUUAUUCUCGGAAGGUUACAUUAUUGACUGUCAGAGUCAAAUGUAUCAUGUGGUGUGGAGUUGAGAUUGAUAUGAGCACCAGACAAGCCGGCCGGGUUACCCUGUGUCUGAUGAUUGUCGCCCUGGCCUCCCUAUGUCAAAUGAGUAUAAUCAUACUCCUGGGUUCCCAUACCCGGAACGAUCCUUCCCAGUCCACGGCGGUGCCCCGAACGGGUUCCAAAUGCUUGGGGAAAUAGAAACCUCAAGAAUCAGGGACUACUUGUCCAAGCGGCAUGGACAUGAAGAUCAAGAAGCGAAGCAGAAAAGACCAAAUAAGAAAUCAUGGAAACAGAGGACGGAUAUGUACAUGAGACCAUUUCAACGAAACGUUUUCUUUUCAAAAAGAUUCAUUCAUGCAAAAGUGAUGCAUACAGGUACUAGCAAAGUGGUAUCGGUGGCCACCACAAAUUCAAAGGAAUUAAGAAACACUUUGCCAUCAUGGAUAGACAAUGAGGCUUGCAGAGUCAUUGGGAGGUUUAAAGCCGAGAGAUCAAAAGAAGCAGAUGUGUUUGCAGUUGCUUUUGAAGCAAAAAAGAACGAACGAAUUGAAGACAGGCUCGCUAUUGUUCUUGAUACCAUCAAGGAUACUUAUUGUUUGAAAUCUUUAUAAUUAGAUACUUGCAUGAUCAUAGCUGACAUUCUAUGUUCAAACUCUCAGAUCCUGGAAAUUCUAGUGUUUCUUUCUUUUUUUUC
Erigeron canadensis is the source of this 811-nucleotide messenger RNA. RefSeq lists its product as uncharacterized. Gene Ontology annotation, cellular component: ribosome. Bases 213 to 728 code for a protein of 171 amino acids. Gene Ontology annotation, biological process: translation. Gene Ontology annotation, molecular function: structural constituent of ribosome; 5S rRNA binding. The transcript has 2 exons. NCBI's taxonomy places the organism in Eukaryota, Viridiplantae, Streptophyta, Magnoliopsida, Asterales, Asteraceae. The record is from RefSeq and is a predicted model, not a curated record.